AUGAAUCACUGUUGGCAAGCUUACAACCUUAUGCUGCAAACAGUGAUUGAGGAGGGUGUUGACGUUGUCAUCGCCUCUGACCCUCAGGGUAUAUCCCACGAGGUGGGCGGAUGGUUGCUCAGCCUCAAUGGAGGGGCAGCGCUUGGCGUCUUUGGUCAGCGGAUUUCAGUUGCCAAUGUGGUGAGGGACAAUGAGUUUGUGGCAGCUAGGCUGGACGGCAACGUAUUUGUGGUCAGCUGCUAUGUGUCCCCGCGCCCAGCCAUUGCACACUUCAAUGACUUCCUCCAGAGAUUAGAGGACUGCACUCGCAACCUGAGUGCUGGAACCGAGGUCAUCAUUGCUGGGGACUUUAACGCGCGGUCUGCUGCAUGGGGUGACUGGGAAUCAAACGCCAGAGGGUACGAGCUCAUGGCGUUCGUUGACUCGCUAGGCAUGGUAAUCAUGAAUGAGGGAUCCAACCCGACAUUCACUGGACGAGGUGCAGGCUCGAUCGUCGAUAUAACGAUUGCCAGCGAAGCAUUGGCACAGACAACGAGGAGAUGGACAGUCGAGUGCGAUACAGAAAACGGUUCGGAUCAUCGGACCAUAUCGUUUUGUACGGAGCACGGAACGGACCAAGCUGAGUAUGUCACCCAGAGCAGGAAGUGGAAGACCAGAUGCGGGGUGGAUAUUGAUGCGAUGGCGACCGGAUUACUACUGGCCAGGUGGACCAAUCGGAGUGCGGCCGACCUAGCCGACACUAACGCGGCAGCUGAUGACUUCGAGGCCACGGUCUCCGCGGCAGCGAACUUUGCCUGUCCACAACUGGCGAGUCAUAAGAGAGCGGCGGUGCACUGGUGGACCGGUGAAAUUUCUGAACUCCGAGGGAAAUGCUGUGCGUGCCGGAGAUCCGUCAAGCGGCUCUUGGCUGAGACGCGACGAGCUGGACUAAACGAGACGCCUGCACUUGUUGCAGCUCUGUCUUCUCUGAAGGAUGCAAGAAAAUGCCUGAGGCGGGCCAUUAAACGAAGCAAGGCGCGUUGCUGGAGGGAAAUGCUCGACCUGGUUGAUUCCGACCCAUGGGGUAAACCGUAUAAAAUGGUCCUCCGGAGGCUGGCAGGUCCACAACCGACCCUGAAUAUGGAGAGAGAAUCCUUGGUGAGGAUUGCUAAUGGCUUGUUCCCGCACAGGCCGGCUGUUGCGCGUGCAGAUAUACCUAUCGGUGAGAAUGCGCCCCCGUUGACGAUGGAGGAGUUCUGGAAAGCCGUCCACCGCAUAAGAGCCAGGAACAAAUCGCCCGGACCGGAUGGUAUCGAUACGGCCAUUCUAUUUGCGGUCUCCAAGAUAUGCCCUGAAUGGGUACUAGGUAUAUUUAACAGGUGCCUUGCGUCUGGAGUCUACCCCAUGCGCUGGAAAGCGUCGAGGCUUGUAUUGCUGAGGAAGGGCGACAAACCGGUGGGCGUACCGUCAUCUUAUCGCCCCCUCUGCCUACUGAAUGACGUUGGGAAGCUCUUCGAGUAUCUUUUAGUUCAGAGGAUCGAGCAACAGUUAGAAAGAGCGGGAGGUCUAUCCCCAGUGCAGUAUGGCUUCAGGCGAGGGCGCUCUACCACAGACGCGGCGAUGUCACUGAGGAACACUGCCUGUGAUGCCAUCAACAACAAGCGUAUGUGCGUUGCUGUCAGCCUCGAUAUACGAAACGCGUUCAACACCAUAGGUUGGGAGCAUGUUUUGGCUGCGCUACGCAGGGUGGGGACGCAGCCCUAUCUGCUGAAGUUAUUCAGUUCUUACUUCAGCUGCAGAACUGCGGUAAUCGACUGCUCGGCAUCGGCCGGGUACAGGCUUACUGUCGACGUGACAUGUGGGGUCCCACAGGGCUCAGUGAUCGGGCCUCUUCUGUGGAACAUUGCGUACGACCGAGUUCUCAGAGUCCAGCUCCCCCGAGGAGUUGAGCUUAUUGGGUUCGCUGACGACACUCUGGUAGUCGCGUGCGGAAGUAGUUCCUCGGAGGUUGAGCAGAUGACGAACACUGCUCUGAGCAUAGUUGCGGACGAGAUCACGAGCUUGGAGUUGUCUCUUGCCACGGACAAAACCGAAGGAAUCAUGUUCCGAAGGAAGUACAAGGACACGAUUCCGAGACUCCAGCUAGACAAUACCCAAGUGUCGAUGAAGAGGGCCAUCAGGUACCUUGGUAUCAUGAUUGACGACAACCUGCUGUUCAGCGAGCACGUCCAAGCCACUGCGGACAAAGCACAUAAGGUGCUCCAGGCGCUCAGCAGGUUGAUGCCGAACACAGGCGGCCCCAAAGAAGCGAGAAGAAUGCUCUUGUCAAGUGUUGUCCACUCGGUGAUACUGUAUGGAGCGCCGGUGUGGGGUAAGAGCCUGGACUACUCCAAACAACGGACGGCGAAGCUGCAGUGGGUGCAACGGCGGGUGGCGCUGCGUUGUAUAUGCGCGUAUCGGACCACCUCGAACGUAGCUGCCAACAUCAUAUCUAGGUUGCCCCCAAUAGAGCAGCUCGUAAUAGAGCGGAAAGAAGGAUACUGGGCGCAGAAGAACGCAACCACAGAAAUGGAAGUACCGGGACGGGCAGUACUCCGCCAGAGGACAAUCCGGCGAUGGAUGGAGCAGUUGAGCUCCCUGAGCGACGCCGACAGCGGAGUUUGGACAAGGGCCAUAAUUCCUGACGUAGCGGCGUGGUGUAACAGGAAGCAUGGUCGAACAACGUACCACCUGACCCAGCUACUCAGCGGGCAUGGUUGCUUCGGGAGUUACCUACACCGCAUCAGAAAAGAGGAGAGCAGUAGAUGCCACCACUGCGAGGCUGAUGUCGACGAUGCCAGACAUACCAUGUUUGAGUGUAGCAGUUGGGACGCGGAACGGGCACAGGUUGUGAUGGUGCUGGGUGUGUUCGACAUCGGGUCAACGGCUGACAAAAUGGUGACGAACAGUGAAUGCUGGGAUGCCGUGGUGAGAUUUGCAUCCCGAGUCAUGACGUUCAAAGAAGACAGCGAGCGGAGAAGAAGAGGCGAAGCCCCACGAGUGGGCGCGGACAUCAUUAAUUAG
Macrosiphum euphorbiae (potato aphid) is the source of this 3042-nucleotide messenger RNA. Lineage: Eukaryota; Metazoa; Arthropoda; Insecta; Hemiptera; Aphididae. The record is from the annotation of a GenBank genome assembly.